This is a messenger RNA of Salmo salar (Atlantic salmon), 4760 nucleotides long. RefSeq names its product protein cornichon homolog 3. Gene Ontology annotation, biological process: vesicle-mediated transport. NCBI's taxonomy places the organism in Eukaryota, Metazoa, Chordata, Actinopteri, Salmoniformes, Salmonidae. The record is from RefSeq and is a predicted model, not a curated record.
UUUAGUACGAGUGCCAGGAGUGUUGCGGAGCUCCAAUUUUAAUACCGUUACAUUGUAGCCAACCAGAUUCUCUUUAGUAAUUUGCCUGUCCAAAGCAUUCUUCCUAACCUGGGAUGUUUUUGAGCAUAAUUUGGAUCUCUUGAUAUCCAUUUCAAGACAUCGCUUGGAUUUAUAUUAUUUAUAUUCUUAUUGUGUAAUCUCUGCAUUGAAAUGUCUGUCGUUUUCAUCAAGUCUAGGCCACUGGUCUAAUUUCCAAUUAAGAAAUUGCGCCGCAAAACGUUUCGACUUCAAAGUGAGACCGUGGAUGCGCGUUUCGUUGGAGACGUUCUGCAACAAUUUGUUGCAAACAUUCAGAGCAAAGUGAUGGAUGGAGUCGUUAUCACCUCGGUUUGCCAUGGCACCUUAAUCAUUUAGUUUUUUUAAUGUGAUUCAUCUGAGUCCUCUUUUCGUGUUAUUCAAUUAUGUUCACUUUCGCUGCCUUUUGCUAUAUGCUGUCACUGGUCCUCUGUGCUUCCCUGAUCUUCUUUGCGAUAUGGCAUAUAACAGCCUUUGAUGAACUGCAGGCAGACUUUAAGGUCCCCAUCGAUCAGGGCAAUCCACUCCAUGCGAGAGAACGACUCCGGAACAUUGAGAGGAUUUGCUGCCUGCUGAGAAAGUUGGUGCUUCCAGAGUAUUCUAUCCAUGGGCUGUUCUGUAUCAUGUUCCUGUGUGCCCAGGAGUGGCUGACAGUAGGCCUCAACAUCCCUCUGUUCUUCUACAACACAUGGAGGUACUUCCACAGCCCCACAGACACUAAGGAGCUCCUCUAUGACCCAGCCUCGGUCAUGAACGGGGACACACUCAAGUUCUGCCAAAAAGAGGCCUGGUGCAAGAUGUCCUUCUUCGUCCUGUCCUUCUUCUACUAUCUCUACUGCGUGUACUGGACCGGACCAUCCUCUAGUAGUGAGUCUCUUCAGUGGGUUUGUCACCUCGUGAUACUGAACCCCUCACUGCCCCACGGUGCCCUGCCCCCUGCACACACCACCAUACCACACCUGUGAAUCUUUCCCUCUCUCUCUUUGUUUCUCUCUCUCUCCCCUCCUUUCUCCCUCUCAUUCUCUGUUUCUCCUUACUCAGCGAUACUGUAACACUAACGGACACAGCCUUUUCUGGAGAAUGGGCCUCCUCAGAGAGAUAACCUUUAACCCCUAACCUCUGACCUCCAUUACUUCAGUCCCCCCUGACCUACUGGUGUUUGUCACAGUGGAGGUGGUCACUCUGGUGGAGUAUAAUAUGGAAUCCAAUAUAACAACUGACCUCCAUUGUUUAACCUUGAUGAGAUGUGCAUUUUCCCCUGAUGUUUAACCACUGCUAUGGAUGUUAUGUAACGUUACUGUAUAUGAAUGCUUCCCUCUUUGUCUAAUAAGUACCACUCCUAAACUGUUCUCACCCACUUCUCCACUUGUCUUUGGCAUGAUCUCUAACCCUUCCUUGCACACACACACUUACACACAGACUCACGCUCGCUCGCAUGCACACACACACACACACACACACGCACAUUUACUGUACACACGCGCACACACACAGUCUGAAGCUAUUGAGCAUCAGCUGAAUAAUGCUCUCCCACUCACAGAUUGAUGGGAAAUCAAAGAUUGACUCUGGAGGCCUAAUCCUCCCAAUUACAAUGGCCAGGUUUGCUUCGGUUCAUUAGCCCAACAGCCGUUUAAAUGUAAUGGAACAAGAAAUUAUUACGUGGCUGUGAUAAGGAAGCAGAGCUCCAUAUAAAUGUUUAUGACAAGCCCUCAGUGAGGAAUAUGCUAUAUUCGCCUGUGGAAGCCAAGCUACUGGGUGAAUUGAAACAACCUCAAUGACAGAGAGAUGACAAGCUGACAGCAAGGACAUAUGUAGCAUCUCUGUCUACCAUGAAUAGCAGUCUAAAGACGUAAUGUGAUGUAAUGAUUUUUUUUAUGUUAAUGCAGUAACAGUAACCUCUUGUCAAACUGAAUGUAGAUUCCAAGUACAGGGCUUGAAGUUUUUUUUACAGUACCAGUAAGUGGGAGAUCCAGUAGCUAGAGAGUGUCUGUUCCACACAUCUCCUCAGCUGUUGUUCAGCUUGUUGUCUUACUGUUUGGUGCAGUGUUGAAGACCAGGCUUAGUCUUCAUCAAGUGACCAGGUGAUUAAACCAGUGUUUUUUCAGCUAACAGCUGAGUAAUAAUGAAGAUGUUUGUACGGUAGAAUAGGCCCAGUGAUCAUGUGAUGAGCUACAAUUUGUAGAUACAGGCUACUUAUUAAUCUAGCUACAGCUCUGAGGGGUGAUGGAGCCUGGGCAUGAUGGAGGGCAUGGUCUGUCUAAGCUGCCUCUGGUUCCCCUGCGUAUGACACCUCCAGGCCACCAUACGUAUUGUGCGUCCAUUACAUUAGGAAACAUGGAUAUUGAUAACCCAGACAGACAGGUGAGCUCAGGCUUCACCACAGCAGCAGGGAUUAGUGUCUCACUGGCCAGAGGACACCACAUUUCUGAAUUUGGGAGUAGCUAAGUGGUCAUGAUUAGUUAAAGCAGUAAAUAAGCUAUUAUGGUACAGUUAGCUAGGAAGCUGAAUUAUUUUAGAAGAUGUUUAUUUCCCUAAGGCUAAGAACAAAUGUUAAGUAUUGGCAUCUGGGAGAUCUAGGCUUGUCUGAGCAGCUCACAAAAUGUUAUUAGGCUAACAUGACUAAUAGUUUGUAAAGAACGAAACUCUAGGGCUGUCCUUACUUUAUUAAACCAUCAAAUCGUAUAUUUCAUGAACAGUGUUGUCCACGCUAAGACAUAGGCAUACCUCUUAGUUCGAGCCCAGUUCUUCAAAUUAAUAUUAAAUAUUUACAUUUGGUUUAUCGACAAGCUUAAUCAAGCAUAACUGCAGCGGCCUCACAUCAAUUUCUUGCUUAUUUAUUUGCUCGUGUUUUGAAUAGGCAAAAUGUUUAUCCUUUGUAGUUGAGAAGGCUAUAUGCACAACAUUAAAGGGCUCUUUUAAUUGAAACUUAAAAUAAAGAAACACAAACAAAUAUCAGUGAAUCUGGCAGGCACCCAGGCAUGGGUCCUAAAAAAGACACUACACACUACUAUACCACACAUGGAUUAAUCAGUUGUUUCUGAAACACUUUUAACACACACUUGAAUGCUCCUUUCUUGUAUGCUUAUUCAUUCCAGUGGAUCAGUUUAUAAUGGGAUCAUUUUUGGCACUGUUGAUAGUUAUUGUUGUUGUUUUUACUGUUUGGUCCAAUCAUGUACUGUAGUCUCAGUCAUUGAUUUGUUAUCUUGUGUUUUUCCUCCUCUCUUGUCUUCCAGUAUGGUCUACUCCUUGGUAACCUCAUAACAGUAAAACUCUCAGUAUUUGAGCCAUCUUCCGGAUAUCAGAGACUGUUUUCUGGAAUUCCAACUAGCUAGCACAAAAACCAACUUUGCAGCAAAAAAUAGCACUUUGGGUCACAAUUUUUCUGUUUCAUCAGAAGGACAGUCGGUGGGUCUGGUCUGGGGGGAAGGGAAGAAUUUCAGCUCCAGUCCCCAUUGCCUCAAUGUAUGUAAAGGGACAUUACUGUUUACAGUUCUCUACAGGUCAAAAGUCCUUUAUGAGUCACAGUGACCACCAUAUCUACUUUUGUCCGUCACUGCCCGGCUAAUGUCUGUACUUACAGCCUGUCCUGUCCUGGAGAAGUACAGUAGCAUCACCACUACCGUAGUAGGGUACACAGUAGUGUUUGCACAGUUUGUCUCAGGCACAGCACAUAGAAACACAGCACAGCACAGUCGUGUUUGUCAUCGGGACAAACAGGUCUUCUUCGACACCCAUCUGCCCUUAGAGUCUCACCGAUAGUAGCUUCUUCUUCACUGGUGGGAAGGGGAGAUGACACAUCCUGUACAGAGACAUGGUGAACCUUCUGUUCAGGGACAAGGAAACCGGGUCAGCGAAUGUUGCAUUUUUACCUGCUGCAAUACAAUACAUGGCCUGUGUGUUUAUAUACAUUACAUAUGUGAAUGGCUUUUGUGAUGUGUGCAUUUUGUGUAUUCUUAACAAAAUCAUUUCUAAUGGAAAUAUGAUCUACGAAGAAUCAUAUACAAAUGGAAUAUUGUGUGGUUAUAGUGUUGUUAUUUGGUAGAGAAAUUAAAGCUUGUUUUUUAGAACUAGAAAAGCAGUAAUUCUUUGCACAGUAGUGUACGCCUAUAUCAUUUUUGUUGCCAAAUAUUUGCGAUGUUUGGUUGUGUUUCAAUACUCUAUAGUCUUUCCAUAAUGGACCGAAUGUGGUACUUAUUCAUUCACUUAAAUUAUUCAUAGUCAUUUAAAAUGAAUUGUUUCCCUUCACACUUUGUCCAAGAUACUUUUCAGCAAAUAUAAGUGAAUGGCAUAUCAGCCUCCACUGUAAGAUGACUAAUAUAUGAAAUGAACGACACUGUUAAUGUUCUAACUACCCCCUCUGUCAUUACCAUUAGCUAGCAGAUGCUGCCAAUAAUGAAACAGUGUCUGAAAACAGCUAUGGACUACAGAGCUUUUGGCAAUGCUGUUUCAUUUUAUUGUCUUUCAGAGAAUUCAUUAUACCAAUGCUGUCGGUUUGCUGCAUAGUUCGUAAUCAUGCAUCUUUACGCAGAAGUUUUGCAUUAACCUUUACUCAAGGACAAGACGGGAAUGCCCAUAUUGUUGUUUUCUGAUUUAAGAGCAUUUUGUAUGUUUACUGUGUAUGUGUCAACCUAAGAUGAAUUUAGAUAAUUGUUUAUGAAAUAAAGUAUGACUAUUUUAAAAUGUGA